This is a messenger RNA of Platichthys flesus (European flounder), 3682 nucleotides long. Its product is annotated as vascular cell adhesion protein 1-like. Gene Ontology annotation, molecular function: integrin binding. Gene Ontology annotation, cellular component: membrane. Lineage: Eukaryota; Metazoa; Chordata; Actinopteri; Pleuronectiformes; Pleuronectidae. The transcript is spliced from 5 exons. The coding region runs from base 561 to 1655 and encodes 364 amino acids. The record is from RefSeq and is a predicted model, not a curated record. Gene Ontology annotation, biological process: cell-cell adhesion.
UAGUUUUUCAUUGUUUUCACUGAAUUUGAUCUCUGUCUCUUCUGAUGAGAAGCUCCAAACCUGCUCUGACCCUCAUACCCGAAUAUUGAGACUGAACCAAAGAACACGUGAUUUCUGUCAGUUUAGAUAUCAGGUGUUUGAUUCCCACAGAGCGUUUGUUCCUGUUGUUAUUAUCAAUUAUAUUUUCUUAUUUUUCUUCUCAUGAUGAUUAUUAUUGUGAUCAUAUUCACAUUGUUAAUUCAUUCUCAGAUGAUGAUGAUGAUGAUGAUGAUGAUGAUGAUUAUUGAAACUGAGUCAGAUCUGGUCUGGUGACAUCACUGGGUUUUCCCUGAAGCUUCCCCGCGUCUCUUGAACUGUUUCAGUUUCGAUUUCAACCUGUCUCCUCCUCCUCCUCUUCCUCCUCCUCCUCCUCCUCCUCCUCGUCUACACACACACACACACUCACUCACUCGAUCUAAAGUAAAAGGGAAAGAGAACGAGGACUCGUUUAGUUAAAAGCUUUUCUCGGUCCGGAUCAAGCUGAACUGAUUUCUCUUCUGGUUCCUGUCCGAACUCGAGCCAUGUUCUCCCGCUACGUGCUGGUGAUCGUCUCUCUGGUGGAUCUCCUGUCGGACUUCAGAGUGUCCUGCUGUGAUUACAACUGUGCAAACAGAACCGUGUUCAGUCCGUCCAGACUGGUGGUGAGGCACGGUGACCCGACCUCUGCCACCUGCUCCCUGUGCCCGUCGUGCCCAGAUGACAUUUUCGAUGUGGAAAAAUCGGUUGGAUCCAACGUGAAAAAUGGAAGAACGAUCACAUGGACGGUUGAAAAAAUGAUGGAGUGGAAAACGACUCCAAAGUGUUUCUAUACUACCAAAACUAAUAUCCAGUGUUGCACUCGGCUCAACAUUACACUGUACAAGACUCCAGACCUGGUCUCCGUCAGCUUUUUGAAUCACACCGGGCCGUUGUUCGAGUCCCGUAACUACACUCUGCAGUGCGAGGUGAAGAACGUGGCUCCGAUUAGUAGUGUCCAUGUGACCUUCUUCAGAGGUCAGACAGAACUGGGCCAGAAACGACCCUUGAGUAAACCACAGGAGAAACCAUUGACUGAGGUCUUCUCUCUGAGCAUCUCCACCACUAAAGAAGAUGAUGGAGCUCAGUACUGGUGUCAAGCAAAGCUGGAGCUGGGACCUGAUGGACCACAGACCCCUCCGAUGGUUGCGUCGCAAAACGUGACCACUACUGUCCACUAUAAGCCUCAGUUGCUGGCGCCAUCACCUCCAGAUCUGAUCACCCUCACACAAGGAGAUCCUCUAGAGCUGAACUGCACGGCCGUGGGGAACCCCAGCCCCUCGUACACCUGGACAUCCCUGCCGGACGGCUUCCCCCCGUCCAACAGCAGCGUCCUCACCAUCCAGUCUGUGGAUUCUGGGCAUGAGGGGCAGUACACCUGCUCCAUCAGCAACGACGUGGGCACAAACACUGUGAUGUUCAGGGUGGCUGUCAAACCCUUCAUCCUCCCAUACAUAAUAGUUGCUGCUGUCGUGUUUAUCGCCUGCGUGAUUGGAGUAGUCUUCUAUUUCUACAAACAAGGCCGGAUGGGAAAUUACAACCUGAAAGAUGUUUUCCGUUUUCACAAACAACACGAGGCCGUACCCACUGUGGAGCUGUAGAGUGAGUCUGUGGGAAGGUGUGACAAGUGUGUGGAGAAGUCGUUUUGUGAUACGCUGCAGUGUUGGCGUCGGACUCGUGGCCUGAGUGUCAUCUCUCUCUCUCUCUGUCAUUUCCUGUCAUCUCUCUACUGACACAAAAUGCCCCAAAUGAGUUCUUCAAGGACCUGCCUGUUUCUCAGGUUUAACUCAUACUCAUGGUUAAACAUACUUCAAUUUAUACAUUUCACUACACAAACAAAAGCACAUUGUUAGACAAAAUUAUUCACAUAUUCUUUCACAUUGAAGUUAGCAGCUGUAUCUUUCUGACUUGUUUAAGUUAAGUUGAACACACACUGUAUUUUGUGCGUUACCCAUGGAAGUCAGUUUUGGUGAAAGUUUGUGCAAGAAUGAUCGUCUCUCUCUUUCCUUUUUCAGUGUAUGUACACAAGAGUUAAAUAUCCUGUGUAAAUGUGAAGCUAAGUAUUUGUGUCAAUUGUUAUAUAUUCAAAACUUUGAACUAAUACUAAUAAUGUCUUAAUUUGUGUUAGUCUAUGUUCUGUCUGGAGCAUCCAGCUCAAUUUCACAUAUACUGAAGACAUAACGCUGUCAAAUUGGGUCAACAAUUUACAUAUGUAUAUAUAUAUUUUCAAUGGUCAAUAAUUUAGACAGCAUCACUUUACCAAAUAUUACAAAAUGACACCGUGUUGUGUAAUCAAGCUCUCAUGGUGAUUUUUAACAAACAAAAUCAUAACUAAUUUCGUCCACAUACAAACUUGAGUGGUCUCUGAGGACAGUUGCCUUCUUGCUUGCACAGCCUGGAGUCUACAGUGACCUCUGAGUUAUAAAGUUGUGGGAACGAGUUAUGAAUCUGAUCUUUAAUAACAAGACCUGGCGAAACUGAACAACAAGGUUGUUUAUUCACUAUCAAUUGCAAAUGUUUCCACCACAGUGUUUCCUAAGAAUCAGUGCAGAGAGUGAGUCAGUAUAAAGCUCAUGAAUGAGAUUACAUCAUGUGUUCAAGAGAAACAUUUCAUCACCCAAGAGGCUUCCAAGCUCCAAGUUUGCAAAUUCAGAUUCAUAACUCGUGGCCAGGACUUAUUAUGUUUAAUAAAUGUCACCAGAGGGGUCGAUUGAGGUAAUAGUAAAUUAUUUUGUAUACUCCGACUGAUGUACAGCCUUGAGUCGGUUUGUCUGAUUCUGCUUUUCAAGCUUCUGUGGUCACUUCUGCUUUUUACUGUCAUUUCAGUGGUUUAGAACAACAUCCUGCCUCCUGUUGACACAUGUGCUUUUCACGUACAUGUACAUUUUGUAUUGCAGUCGUAAAACCACUUUCAACUGCAGUUUCAAGAAGGAUUGUAUGGUUUCAUUAAUGGUGAAUGUAGAGUGUGGAAGGAUGAUUUUAGCUUCUGUAAGUAAAUUAAAACAGUUCAGAUAUCUUGAUAAUAAGAAUAGAUGUGAGACCCAAGCGUGAACGUAAUCUUUAAAAAUAAGUCUGCUGCCCUAAAGUGAAGCCAAGGCUUCUUGAUCGCCACCUGGUAUCUGGCUGCAGUACUGCACCUCACUACAGACUCUGUAUUAGGGAUAUUUUUGGCUUCAUGUCUGGAUAGUGAGAGUGACUCCAUUAUCUUUAUCCAUGUUACUCAUUUCCUGAGGUUACUUAGAAUUAGUUAAAUAGUAAACCAGACAAACUACAUGUAUGUUGAAAUCAUUGUAUAAAUGUUAAUAUGUGUCAGUGAAUGUGCUGUUUUACUGUCACCGUCUUUUUUUGGACAUGCCACUGCGAAGAACUUUAUAAUUUUAUUUAGAGCUGUGCUGUCUACAAAACAUUUACUAUAAUAUGUGGAAGUUCUCACAUUGAGCAAAGCAGCGAUGUGUUAAACCUCACGGAAACUUUGUGUGACUCACAAUAACCCACAUUUCCUGUUGGUAUGUGUGGUUGUGGGGCUAUCUGAGGAGGUGAACUCUGUAUGAAUAUGAACUUCACUAAAGAAAUAAUAAGAUCUGACUGUGUGUGUUCUGUGAGCAUGAAUAAAUGGUUUCACUUCUUA